ACAGCUGAGCUGGAAUUUUGUUUAGAUUUAGCAAGUUGUUGAUAUAAGGACACAGAAACCCCUUUUUUCUCAUUAGAAAGUAAAUAAAGCUCCGGAAAAAUGGAUCCAGCACUGCUUCGGGAACGCGAGGCCUUCAAAAAGCGGGCCAUGGCCACGCCCACCGUUGAGAAGAAGACAAAGACUGAACGCCCGCCACCGCCGCCACCCAGCGAUGACUCUAAGCGAAAGAUGCGUCCGCCCACGGCUCCCAAGCUGGAUGCCACAACGUAUAAGACCAUGUCGGGCAGCUCGCAGUACCGCUUCGGAGUGCUGGCCAAGAUCGUGAAAUUCAUGCGCACCCGUCACCAGGAUGGGGACGAUCAUCCACUGACCAUUGAGGAGAUUCUGGACGAGACCAACCAACUGGAUAUAGGGCAAUCUGUGAAGAAUUGGCUUUCUGGCGAAGCUCUGAACAACAAUCCCAAGAUAGAGGCCAGUCCCUGUGGCACCAAAUUCAGUUUCAAGCCCGUCUACAAGAUCAAAGAUGGCAAAGCCCUGAUGCGGUUACUUAAACAGCACGAUCUGAAGGGUCUGGGUGGAAUCCUGCUGGAGGAUGUCCAAGAAUCUCUGCCGCACUGCGAAAAGGUUCUGAAAAACCGAGCCGCUGAAAUAUUGUUUAUUAUUCGGCCGAUUGACAAAAAGAAGAUAUUGUUUUACAACGACAGAACGGCAAACUUUUCGGUUGACGAUGAAUUCCAGAAGCUAUGGCGCUCGGCCACCGUCGAUGCCAUGGACGAUGCCAAAAUCGAUGAGUACCUGGAGAAGCAGGGUAUUCGUUCUAUGCAAGAUCAUGGCCUCAAGAAACCAGUUCCCAAGCGCAAGAAGGCGGCCAACAAGAAGCGACAGUUUAAGAAGCCCCGAGACAACGAGCAUUUGGCCGAUGUUCUGGAGACCUACGAAGACAACACGCUAACGCUGAAGGGAGUGAAUCCCACGUAGAAGUAGAGUACGCUAAGAUUAGACAAUAAAAAUAACUCUCAAUGGGGGGAAUAUAAGUA
Molecule: messenger RNA, 1037 nt
Organism: Drosophila kikkawai
Lineage: Eukaryota; Metazoa; Arthropoda; Insecta; Diptera; Drosophilidae
Gene: TfIIEbeta
Product: transcription factor IIEbeta
Biological process (GO): transcription initiation at RNA polymerase II promoter
Cellular component (GO): transcription factor TFIIE complex
Molecular function (GO): TFIIH-class transcription factor complex binding
Source: RefSeq, a predicted model, not a curated record